Haliotis rufescens (red abalone) is the source of this 513-nucleotide messenger RNA. Its product is annotated as keratin-associated protein 19-2-like. Bases 1 to 513 code for a protein of 170 amino acids. The transcript is spliced from 2 exons. The record is from RefSeq and is a predicted model, not a curated record. NCBI's taxonomy places the organism in Eukaryota, Metazoa, Mollusca, Gastropoda, Lepetellida, Haliotidae.
AUGACGGUCGUCAUUACUGUGUUAUCCGCGCUGGUCUGCUCUGUCCUGGCCCAGGUGCCUCUCUAUGGUAAAGGGCUCGCCGGAGUUGGUACAUACGGCGUAGGUUUCAACAAUGGACGUAUUGCUAGUGGAGGCUAUGGCUACAAACCAUAUAACAACUAUGGCUAUAACGGAUACGGUUACGGUAAAGGCGUUGGCAACGUUGGUGUUGCUGGCACAGGCAAUGGCUACAACCCAUACAACAAUAACUAUGGUUACAACGGCUACGGCUACGGUAAAGGCGUUGGCAAAUUUGCUGUUGGACAUGGAGCUGGUCUUGCAGGACACGGACCUUUCGUUGCUGGACACGGACCUUUCGUUACUGGACAGGGCCUUUACGAACAUGUUGGCACCAUUUCUGGACAUGGACCUUUCGUUGUCGGAUACGGUGUUGAUGGACACGGUGGACCCUUUGUUGGUCAUGGAGUUGCUGGGUCAUUCGUCGGCAAAGCAAGUCUCUAUUACUACCACUAG